Messenger RNA from Pocillopora verrucosa, 417 nucleotides. Lineage: Eukaryota; Metazoa; Cnidaria; Anthozoa; Scleractinia; Pocilloporidae. The record is from RefSeq and is a predicted model, not a curated record.
AUGGUAUCGUCUUUUCGAGCAAAAUCAAAGAAACCUCCAACAAUUCUUAGUUGCAAAUUGACAACUGUAGUUAACACAACACAGUGUAAAGCGUGUUUCCGUAGUGCUUUUGGUGAUUGUCUGGCUCAAGAGGCAGAUAAUUGUACGAACCCGACAACUGACAGCUGUUUCUCGGCUACUGGCUGUUACAUGUUUAACAACAGCUCUAAAGCAAUUCUGAGCUUUGUUGCCCGAGGAUGCAUUGCCUGCCCAAGUGAGAAGCUUUUCUUAUUGAUUGAAAUAUCCGUUGACAGACUAUUGUUUAUUUUUUCCUUCAGUAUAAGCGAGUUCAAUUUUAAAGUCCGGUUUGAAACUGAAACGAACUGGACCUUACGGGAUUAUUAUAACAUAAUGUGCUUUCAAAGUCAGGGUCAGUAG